This is a messenger RNA of Aphanomyces invadans, 948 nucleotides long. RefSeq lists its product as hypothetical. The transcript has 3 exons. The record is from RefSeq and is a predicted model, not a curated record. Lineage: Eukaryota; Oomycota; Saprolegniomycetes; Saprolegniales; Verrucalvaceae. The coding region runs from base 27 to 785 and encodes 252 amino acids.
AUCAGGCGGCACUGGCAGCUGACAAGAUGCUUCGACUGAAGUGCGCCGAUCCCGCCGCCAGUGGCAUGGCGUCCGCGUUGCAUCGGUUCAUGGGGAUAUAUGAUGUCAAGAAUUCGAGGUCAUGGCGCUUGGAAGACAUGGAUUACCGAAGUCAAGAGAUCCAGCGACGCGAAGAACUCAUCCAGAGAAAGUUGGAAUGGCGCCGGGACGACAUCAAUCGGACACGUCGCAUUUACAAGUUGGCAAACGAAAGGCGCCUAGUCGACUCCCGUGCUUACCAAUUAUCCGCGCUAUCUGGAGUGUCCUUGGUUGUUUCCAUCUUCUCACGCCAAGCUUACGUGGAAAGCCACCCACCCGAAUCGACCCAUUCGACGUUGGUGUUCUUCCAAGGCUCCGUCAGCGUCAUCUCCAUGCUGUGCUUGAUGUUGUGCAUGUUGCGCUGCCUUAUGCUCACGAUUGCUACCCUCAACUAUGCCGCGACCCAACUUGAACAAGAGCUGACCCUCGUUCCAAACGAUCUCCUCGACUCCGACUCGCCGUUCACAUUAUGGUGGCAGGAUCAGUGUGCAGUGGAUUGGAUCUGGGCGUACAGGCUCUUCCUUGCAGGCCUUGCGUUCGUGCCGAUCUCGCUCGUCCUUAUGAACGCUGCGUUGUACAAAUGGUCAUGGUUCAGCGUCGGCGGGAUGGUGGCCCUCUUCUUUCUCCUUUGGCAAUUCAAAGUCGAGGGCAAGUGGCGAUACGUCUUGCAUGCGCAACGCAGCUCGGCCCAACCAGGUCCCCCUUAAGUUAAUACGCCCUCUUAUAUCGAUCGAAACACCCGUCCACGAGUGUUUGGUCCAGCUGGCCCACAAAGAGCAAUGGCACUGCCGCUCAAACUACACGAGCGCUGCAUGACAUUGCAGCAUAGUCAAGGAUUCCCUUGAAUGAAUGGAGCAGAAAACAAAUGGA